Molecule: messenger RNA, 1625 nt
Organism: Salvia miltiorrhiza (redroot sage)
Lineage: Eukaryota; Viridiplantae; Streptophyta; Magnoliopsida; Lamiales; Lamiaceae
Product: 1-aminocyclopropane-1-carboxylate oxidase 1-like
Exons: 3
Coding region: 534-1451 (305 amino acids)
Source: RefSeq, a predicted model, not a curated record
AAAACAUUUUAAAUUUCUUCACAAAUAUACUCGACUUGAGUUUAGAAAAGAUCCGAGAGUUAAAAGAAUCAAAGACAUGUCCCAUAGUACUACAGAACUAAUCUCCCACCAUCUUACGAAUCAAAAUUCAUCAGAAAACAUAUUAUUGAACCAAAUAUUUGUAUUUUAUGAUUGUUCAAAUUAAACUCCAUCAGCAUUAGUCAUGAAAGAUGGUAAAAGUGCACCUAGUUUUGGAAAACAACUUAGAAUUGAAGAAAAGGGCAACCAAUAAGAGUGAAAGGCCGUUGCGAGUUAAAAAACUGCAGAGAUCACAUGCGAUGUAAAGAUGUCUAUGAAAGCAACCAUCCAUGGUCUGAGUACUUGUUCAUUUUCUCAAUGCCUUCCAACUCUAACCGUAUUUAACUGUUUUUCAUUAUUUUAUUAGGUAAAUACCAAUUCAACUCUUUCUCUAUAUAUAUGCAACCAAAGUUAGCAUCACCCCCACACAAAAAAGAUACAUAUAUAGUAGCAAAAACGAAGUGAACAUUUCUGAGAUGGAGAUGGAGAUACCCGUGAUCGAUUUCAGCAAGCUCAAGAGCGAGAAGAGAGGCCAAACCAUGGCGCUCCUGCACGAGGCUUGUCAGAAAUGGGGAUUUUUUAUGAUCGAGAAUCACGACGUCGAUACGGAGCUGAUGGAGAAGGUGAAGGCGCUGACCAAGGCUCACUACGACCACUACAUGAAGCCCGGCUUCCUCGACUCAGACGCCGCCAAGAGCCUCUCCGCCAACGAGUACGUUCCGGACAUGGACUGGGAGAGCACCUUCUUCAUCUGCCACCGCCCUGACAACACCAUCAACGACAUCGCCGCCCUCUCCCAACACCUCAGGCAGUCGAUGGACAAGUACAUCGACCAGGUGAUCGCGCUGGCCGAGAAGUUGUCAGAGCUGAUGUGUGAGAAUCUCGGGAUCAGCAGGGCCCACAUGAUGGAGGCGUUCGCCGGGAGCCGGGGCCCCUCUGUGGGGACCAAGGUGGCGAUGUAUCCCGAGUGCCCGCACCCGGAGCUCAUGAGAGGCCUCAGAGAGCACACGGACGCGGGCGGGAUCAUACUUCUGCUCCAGGACGACCAGGUCCCGGGGCUGGAGUUCUUGAAAGGCGGGGAAUGGGUGAAAAUCCCGCCUUCCAAGAACAACCGGAUAUUCGUCAACAUCGGGGACCAGGUGGAGAUAGUGAGCAACGGGGUGUACAAGAGCGCGGUGCACAGAGUGAUGGCCAUGAAGGAGGGCAACCGCAUCUCCGUCGCCACAUUCUACAACCCCGGUGGAGACGCCGUCAUUUCUCCGGCUGCCGAGCUCCUGCUUCCGAGGGAUAUUCAGUUCAAGGAUUAUCUCAAGCUCUACACCAAGACGAAAUUCGGGGACAAAGCCAUCCGCUUUCAGUCCCUUAAAACGUCUAUGGCGGCGACUGAGAAUUGAAGCUGCUCACAAAUGCUUCCUUAGAAGUGGCAUGCAUGUUUGAGUAUGCAUAAAGUGUGGAGUCUUGAGAUCAUAUAUCAACAAAAUUUCUAUUCUUCACUUGUUAAUGUAGUGGAAUGAGUGUCACAAUCUUAACAUCAAGGUUAAUUUUCUAUUCAAGAAUGCUUUGCUCAA